Centruroides sculpturatus (bark scorpion) is the source of this 1219-nucleotide messenger RNA. Its product is annotated as calcyclin-binding protein-like. The coding region runs from base 267 to 935 and encodes 222 amino acids. The transcript is spliced from 8 exons. Lineage: Eukaryota; Metazoa; Arthropoda; Arachnida; Scorpiones; Buthidae. Gene Ontology annotation, cellular component: nucleus. The record is from RefSeq and is a predicted model, not a curated record. Gene Ontology annotation, biological process: heart development. Gene Ontology annotation, molecular function: tubulin binding; S100 protein binding; ubiquitin protein ligase binding.
UAGUAGGUAGAAGUUUCUGUAAGUGGCGGCGGCGAUUUCUUUGUUUUAUUUGCAUGUGCGACGAGAACCUUUAACAUCUCAGAACUUCUUAUAUUUAAAUUAACAAGUUUAUUUCAAAUUGUGAUAUUAAAACUUAGUAUGAUUCUGUGUUUUCGCUAGACGUUACCGUCACUUCGACGCCAUGUUUGAUAUUAGUUAUGAUGAUGAAUCACGUGUCUGAUUAUAUGAUUGCUUUUGAAUAAAGAGACUCUAGACAAUUUUCAAAAAUGUCUAAAUUGGAAGAAAUGAAAAAAGAUUUGGAAGAACUUGAAAUACUUAGUCAGCAAGCAAAAAGAACUUAUGUUAAAGAUUUUCUCUGUAAUCAAAUACAAACAUUACAAAAUGACAUAAAGAAAAAAGAAAUGCUUUUAGCUACAACUUCUCCAGAAUCUGAAAAAAGAUCUAAGCAACUGUGCAAUGUCAAAAUUGUGAAUUAUGGUUGGGACCAGUCGGAUAAAUUUGUAAAAUUAUAUGUUACUUUGAAGAACGUUCAAAAAUUACCAUCAGAGAACAUCAAAACAAAUUUCACAACCAAAUCAGUUGAACUUCAUGUUUAUGAUUUGGAUAAUAAGAAUCAUACAUUUACUAUUAAUAAUCUAAUGGGAAAAAUUAUGCCUGAUAAAAGUUAUUUUAAGGCAAAAACAGAUAUGGUUGUAAUAUUUUUGAAAAAAGAAUUCUCGUCUAAUUGGCAGUAUAUAACCGAAGCUGAAAGGAAGUCUAACGAAACAAAAAUGCCAGAUAUGGAUGAGAAUGAAGAUCCAGGACAGAGUUUGAUGAAUCUGAUGAAAAAGAUGUAUGAUGAAGGUGAUGACGAAAUGAAAAAGACAAUAGCAAAAACUUGGAUGGAAGCAAGGGAAAAACAGGCAAGGGGUGAUUACGGUCUGCCAAAUAUUUAAGAAACAAUGUAUUCCUUAAUAUAUAAAAUCCUGUAUAUGAAGUGUAAGAUAACCAAUAUGUACUGUAUAUGAUGCAUAUUUUCUUUCAAAUUAAAAGAAAUUGUUAAUUAUAAUUUGAGAUUGGUGUAGCUAUUGUUUUUGUUUAGGCUGGUCCAAAUUUGAUUUUACAAAGAAUUUUUCAAAAAACUGUUUUCAGACUAUUCUUUUUUUAAAACAAUUGAAGUUUGCUGAAGAUGCUUGCUCUUGUAUAUUUUGAACGAAUAAAUAUUCAUUUUAGAUUCCAA